Acanthosepion pharaonis is the source of this 831-nucleotide messenger RNA. Lineage: Eukaryota; Metazoa; Mollusca; Cephalopoda; Sepiida; Sepiidae. The record is from the annotation of a GenBank genome assembly.
AUGCCCCCCACCCCAGUCACCAACUUCUAUCCUCAUCCCUACGCAUCUGCCCGAUUCUGUGCCAUCGCUCUGGUCGAAGGAUUAUUUAGGGCCUCUGUUUAUCUAUUCAUAUCUAUCUAUCUAUCUAUCUAUUCAUCUAUAUCACAGCCUGAUUAUCUAUCUAUCUAUCUAUCUAUCUAUCUAUUAUCUAUCUAUCACAGUCUGGUUAUAUCUAUCUAUCUAUCUAUCUAUCUAUCUAUUAUAUCUAUAUCUAUCUAUCUAUCUAUCUAUCUAUAUCUAUCUAUAUCUAUCUAUCUAUCUAUAUCUAUCUAUCUAUCAUCACAGCCUGGUUAUUAUCUAUCUAUCUAUCUAUCUAUCCACAGCCUGGUUAUAUCUAUCUAUCUAUCUAUCUAUCUAUCUAUCUAUCUAUCUAUCUAUCUAUCUAUCACAGCCUGGUUAUUAUCUAUCAUCUAUCUAUCUAUCUAUCUAUCAUCUAUCUAUCACAUGUUAUCUAGAUGUGUCUACCUUUUCUUUUUUCGUUCAUAUUUUAAUUGUCAUUUUUCUUUCACGUUCUUCAUUUUUUCUCCUUUUUUCCUUUUUUUUUUUCAUUCAAGUGGUUUAAAUAUUUUCUUUCUUUUUUUUCAUUUUUGUUUCUUUUCCCACUUCGCCCUUCUGUUCCUUCAUAUCUUCAUCAUCUAUCUAUCUAUCUAUCUAUCUAUCUAUCUAUCUAUCUAUCUAUCUAUCUAUCUAUCUAUCUAUCUAUCUAUCUAUCUAUCCCAGUCUGUUCCUUAUCUAUCUAUCUAUCUAUCUAUCUAUCUAUCUAUCUAUCUAUCUAUCUAUCUAUCUAUCUAA